Molecule: messenger RNA, 1439 nt
Organism: Pectinophora gossypiella (pink bollworm)
Lineage: Eukaryota; Metazoa; Arthropoda; Insecta; Lepidoptera; Gelechiidae
Product: serine protease inhibitor 77Ba-like
Exons: 1
Coding region: 111-1349 (412 amino acids)
Molecular function (GO): serine-type endopeptidase inhibitor activity
Source: RefSeq, a predicted model, not a curated record
CACUCAGUCAUACCCAAGGCAUAUGAACUCUGGUACAUACCUUUACGGAUAAAGUUUUAAAAGAGUGAUACACUGCUGAACCCAGUGUUAGUGUCUAAGUGCUAAGCAAGAUGCGUGGAAUACUCUUAGUGUUGUUUUGUUCCGCGUCUGUGUAUGGGCAAAGCUAUCCAGCUGACAACGCGGCAGAACGGGAAAAUCCUACGCAGCCGUACUCUGAUAUUUCGGAAAGAAUCGGCAACUUCUCCAUUGAACUUCUGUUCCACACCUCGAAGCAGUACAACGGUGGUAACCUAAUAAUUUCACCGAUAUCAGUGUGGACUGUUUUGGCUGUCAUUUCUGGAGGUGCCCACGGCAAAACAGCAGCACAGCUACACAAUGCACUCAGAAUCACAAAGAAAAACACAGACUUGCUCAGGUCAAGCUACCAAAACCUAAACAAGAAGCUCCAAGUGAACUCAUUGACCGUGACUUUUGUUAACAUAAACGCAGUUUUCGUGGAUCAAAAUACAUUAAUCCUAAAUGACUUUCAAACUGUUGCUGAGUCUGUAUAUGAGACCCCAGUUGUACUGUUAGACUUCAACGAUAGAGUAAAUACUGCGAAUGCUAUCAAUCAGCUUGUUUCAGACGCUACGCGUGGGCGAAAGUUGGUUCACAGCAGUUACAUUGACAAAGGAAUUAUUGCAACAAGCGCUUUGCAUUUUAAAGGACAAUGGAAAGUCCCGUUCAAUGCGGCAUCGACAGCAAUUAUGCCUUUCUACAGCAGCACUGGUGAGCAAAUUGGCGAAGUUAAUAUGAUGCACAGUCGGUUCACUUACCCGUUUGCUAACAUGAAAGAGUUACAGGCUAGAGUUAUAGAGUUGCCAUACGGUAAAGAAGACCGUUUUUCGAUGCUUAUAAUGUUACCACAUCCCAACGUGUCCCUCGUAAGCAUGUUCAGGAACUUGGCAAGAGUGACUUUAGAUACAAUCAUCAACCAACUAAGGGUAUAUAAAAAGGAAUAUGGAGAAGACGACGUGGAGUGUUACUUACCACGUUUCAGGAUUGAGUCCACAUUAGAUCUCGCAAACGUAUUGAAGAGUGGUAUGGGUAUCGAAGAUGUGUUCGAUGAAAAUGUUGCGAGGCUACCUUUAUUGGCCAGGACGCCUUCAUUUGUGUCUAAGGUAAUUCACAGAGCGGAGAUAGAAGUAACCGAAGAAGGUACUACCCCAAAAUGGAUUGCUGGGGACUCCUCCCAUCAUGUUGGCGCAGUAUCGUUCGUCGGCAACAGGCCUUUCUAUUUCUUGGUUAUCGAAAAAGUCACCAUGUCAAUCAUAUUUGGAGGGGUUUAUGAAACGCCUUCCUUGUAUUAGUUAUGAUCCUCACCAUCUCUGUUACCAUAGACUUGGUAAAUACUGUGCUUGCUGUAGCUACUUACCAAUGUACCUUACUUACAUACAUAC